UACUCACGUAACUCUUUCUACAUUCUUAAUAUUUGUCACUGCUUUCUACUCUCUUACUUGUAAUUGUUUUAUCUUCUCUCUCAUAUCUCCCUCUCUAUAGUAUUUUAAGGAACUACAGACUCCCCAAUCAAGAAAACGAUAACAGAAUGCAGAAGUUGGUGGUGACAUUGGAUAUCCAAGAUGAUAAUAACAAGCAAAAGGCUAUAAAAUUGGUCUCUUCUAUUCCUGGGCUUGAUUCAAUCUCAAUGAAUAUGAAGGAAAAGAAAUUGACAGUAAUAGGUGACAUGGAUCCUGUGGCAGUGGUGAAGAAAUUGAGAAAAAACUAUUACACUGACAUUGUCACGGUUGGGCCAGCAAAAGAGCCCGAAAAGCCCAAGAAGCCAGAGGAGCCUAAUACUGUGGUCCAAGUGUCUGACUUUAUACAUGCUAUGCAGGCCCAUAACUCUUACUACAAUAAUCCACUAUACUCAAGAUACAAUGGUUAUGCAAGAAGCGUUGAAGAAGAUCCAAAUAGUUGUGUUAUUUGUUAAUUGAAGUAUUACUAAAAAAAUAGAAGAAAAAAAUAAUUAUUAUUCAUAUUGGAUGAGUUAGUCUACUUAUACCUUUAGGUAUAAAGCUUAAGUUCAUGUGUGAUUAGAGAUAGGGUCGAGUAGUAUUAUAUAGUUCAUAGUUGCACUAUUGAUUAUUAUAACAGUCAAUCAAUGUUAAAUUUUUAGAGAUUUUUGUAUCAUCAGAAGUAUCGGAAAUUUUGAGUCUAAGGCAUUGUUGCUGUUGUUUGUAUCAUCAGAAGUAUUGGAAAUUUUGCUUUGCAGGCAGUGGCUCAAAUAUAUUAUAGCCACUUAAAUGAAGAUAAAAAGGCUCUACAAUAUUGAUGUUAA
Chenopodium quinoa (quinoa) is the source of this 878-nucleotide messenger RNA. Its product is annotated as heavy metal-associated isoprenylated plant protein 39-like. NCBI's taxonomy places the organism in Eukaryota, Viridiplantae, Streptophyta, Magnoliopsida, Caryophyllales, Amaranthaceae. Gene Ontology annotation, molecular function: metal ion binding. The record is from RefSeq and is a predicted model, not a curated record. The coding region runs from base 147 to 530 and encodes 127 amino acids. The transcript has 3 exons.